AUGGCUACCCCAAAUGUCCAGAACCUCAAGGAGCAGAAUGCAGCCUAUGCCGACGCGUUCACGCAGGGCCAUCUCGCCUUGCCACCGGCCAAGAAAUAUCUAUUGACAGCUCCCACAGUGACCUGCAUGGACGCUCGCAUCGACCCCGUCUCGGCGUUUGGCAUCUCCCUGGGCGACGCCCACGUUGUUCGUAACGCCGGCGGCAGUGGGAAGGAGGCGCUACGAAGCAUCAUCAUCUCACAGCAGUUGCUUGGCACCCGAGAAAUCAUCCUGGUCAAGCACACCGGAUGCGGCAUGUUGACGUUUGCUAAUGAGGAUGCGCAUGGUCUUGUUGCCGAGAGGCUCGGCGCCGCUGCCGCCGCUGAGAUCGCAACGCUGGACUUCUUACCCUUCACAAGUCUGGAUGAUGCCGUCAACGAGGACAUUGAGUUCCUCAGGAGACAGUCAGCUGUCCCCAAGGACGUGGCCAUUACGGGCUGGGUCUAUGAGGUAGAGACAGGCAAAGUCAGACAGUUUGUCUAA
This is a messenger RNA of Diaporthe citri, 522 nucleotides long. RefSeq lists its product as uncharacterized. NCBI's taxonomy places the organism in Eukaryota, Fungi, Ascomycota, Sordariomycetes, Diaporthales, Diaporthaceae. Gene Ontology annotation, molecular function: carbonate dehydratase activity; zinc ion binding. The transcript has 2 exons. The record is from RefSeq and is a predicted model, not a curated record. The coding region runs from base 1 to 522 and encodes 173 amino acids.